CAACCCCAGAGAUUUAUCUUUGGAAAGGUAACCUAUCUUGUGAAUGGCAAGGCAGUAAAAGCUCCUAUUUGUAUCCUUGAGGCAGGGCGAGAGGGGACAAGGAAGGGAGAGAAGGAGGGAGAGAGAGAGAGAGAGGGAGGAAAAGAAAGAGAAAGCCACACUUGCAAGGCCCACGAUGCGAUCCCAUUGAUGUGCUUGAAGAAGCUGUGGGGCUGUAACUCAAGUCCAGUAACAUGCCAGACUUUGUGCACUAUUCUAGGCACCAGUUGCUGACACCGAGGGGGUGGGGGGGUCUCACAUAUGCGCCUUAACAAGGUCCACCCACAGGAACUUACAACCUCCAUGAGGAGAGUUCGCCCCGCUCCGCUCCAGUGCUGUGAAAUAGCUAUUGUCUAUUUAUAGACGGGUUUCUGAAGUGUCCACAACCACACAGGAGGCUCGCUCGGCAUUCUUUUGCCCUUUUUAAGGAUGUUUCUCAAAGGCAGUUUUGGCACUCAAGCGCGUGGAUAAAAUCUAGUGAGUGAGUGAGUUUUUCUCUUCUUCUGCUAAGUGGGGGAGGGGGUUAGAUGGGGAGCCUCCUGUCGUGACCUUGGGGACUUUGGAGAGGGUCGGGCUGAGAUUCCAGCAGGGACACAUGGUCCAGAGUGACAAGGCCAUCUGCAACAGCGCCAGAGCUUGGGAGGGGGGGUGGGUAGGGGGAGGGAGGGGGGAGGAGUGGGGUCCUGGUGGCAGGGCCACACAGCAUUCCCUCCGCUGCGGUGUGGAAGGAGGAGAUAUUCUGGGACGCCGUUGCCAGCACCUCCGAUCAGGACUUAUUCCUCUGACGCCGCUCCUCUCUGUGCCUGUGCCUCCCAGAGAGAGAGAGAGAGAGAGAGAGAGAGAGAGAGAGAGAGAGAGAGAGAGAGAGAGAUUCCUGCCGCUGGAGCUGUUGGGACUAUGGUGUACUGAUUAACCUCGGGAGCGGACGGGAACCACGGGUUCCGUCACGGUUCUCUACUCACAGCGGCCUGCUAGGCAAGAUUCUGCCUCCCGCCGUAGUUCCUCUGAGAACCUUGCCAAGGCCGAGGCAGAUGCAUGCCUUACUCAGACAGCUAUUAGACAUGGGCCAGGAGCAAGCCAAGCAGCAGAUCGAGAGAGGGCUGAAACUGUACCAGUCCAACCAGAGGGAGAAGGCCUUGCAAGUGUGGACGAAAGUCCUCGAGAAGAACACAGACCCCGGAGGGAAGUUUCGAGUUUUGGGCUGUUUGAUCACAGCACACUCAGAGAUGGGAAAGUACAAGGAGAUGCUUAAGUACGCUCUGGCCCAGAUCGACACCGCCAGAGACAUGGAGGACCCCGACUACCUGACAGAAGGGUACCUGAAUCUGGCUCGCAGCAACGAGAAGCUCUGUGAGUUCCAGAACACCAUCUCCUACUGCAAGACCUGCCUGAACAUGCAGGGCACCACGGUCAGCCUGCAGCUCAACGGCCAGGUGUGUCUCAGCAUGGGCAACGCUUACCUGGGCCUCAGCGUCUUCCAGAAGUCCCUGGAGAGCUAUGAGAAGGCCCUUCGGUACGCGCACAACAACGACGACAAGAUGCUGGAGUGCAGGGUCUGCUGCAGUCUGGGCAGCUUCUACGUGGUUCUCAAGGAUUACGAGAAGGCCCUUUUCUUCCCUUGCAAAGCAGCUGAGCUGGUGAACGACUACGGCAAGGGCUGGAGCCUGAAGUACCGGGCCAUGAGCCAGUACCACAUGUCUGUGGCGUACCGGAAACUGGACCGCCUGCCCGAUGCCAUGGAAUGCUGUGAGGAGUCGAUGAAGAUCGCCCUUCAGCACGGGGAUCGACCGCUGCAGGCUCUGUGUUUGCUGAACUUCGCUGAUAUCCACCGCUGCAGGAAGGACGUGGAUAGGGCGUUGCCUAGAUACGAGUCGUCCAUGUGCAUCAUGAUAGAGAUAGGUAACCGACUGGGACAAGCCUCCAUCUACCUCAACGUGGCCAAGUGCUGGGAGCUGCAGAAGGAGCUGGACAAGGCUCUGGACUCUUUGCGGAGAGCAGAGGAUCUGUCAGAAUCAAUGGGAAAUAAGCUGAUCGCGCUGAAGACGCAUUCGGUGCGUGAGGGGAUCUUUCGGAGCCGGGAGCAGCAGACCGAGCUGCGGGAGCAGGUGGUGAAGUUCCUGCAGUGCGUGGAAGAGCUGGAGCUCUACUGCGGGAUGUGUGGAGAGUCCAUCGGGGAGAAGAACCAACAGCUGCAGUCCCUGCCCUGCUCCCACAUCUACCACCUCAGGUGCAUAGAGUCAAACGGAACUAAAGGUUGCCCACGGUGUCGCAGUUCGUCCUUGAAGCCUGGCUUUGUCUGAGGACACGUAGGGAGUCCUGUCUUGGAGUGAGAGACAUAUGGGGACUUCCUCUCUCCAGAAAUGACUCCAGAUCAGCCUUCAGGAGAGACUUCACAGAGGGAUGUUGUCAUACUUUUCCUCCACGGACACCACAACAAUCAGGAAUUUCUGUGGAUUCUGUGAUUGAACUCCUUCAACUAACAUUGUUUACUUGAUGUUCAACCCACAAACACACACAACGCUCCAUGUGGUCCCUCUGCUGAAAGCAAUGUGAACUCCUCUACAGUACCAGCAGGAGCCCCCAGGGGUAGCGUGCACGCUGGGCCCCCAGAAAGAGUUGGGAGUUCUUGCUGUGGAGGAUUGCUGAGCUUGGCUGCUGGAACAGAUAGCAGUAAAGCCGCCUGUCAAGCCUUUCACUCUUACCUCAGUGGAACUUCAGUUCUCUUCUUUUCUGAGCCUCGACUGGUGAAAGAGUUUCACUGACUGUGACGCUCUCGACCGGCUAACGGCUGAAGCUCAACUGGUGAAAGAGUAGUUUCACUGACAGUGACACUCUCGACCGGCUAACAGCUAAAGCUCAAGAACUGUAUAUGAUCAUGGGACGCGAGGGACGAGGGAAAGUAAGCUAUCAGCAUCUCAAACUCGGCUGUGUUCAGUUCAAAUUACCAGUGGCAUUCUCUACGACGGGGUAGGCUGCAAUCGGCCAUAUUUGGCCAAGAAAAACCCUCUAUAACCGCAUAGUGACCAUUUUUUAUGUUCUCUGUGCUGAUCUCCCCGCUCAUAUUGUAAUAUUGGUAUAUGAGAUGACCUCUGUUAGUCAUGUUUAGUUCAUUCAUACUUCUCUUUGACCCAACUGUAAUAAUCCCUGAGCUGCACACUUAGAAUUUGUGGUGCUGACAUAUACAGUAUCGCUUGUAUUAAUAUGCUCCUGUCUUGGUGAUGAACAAGUUUAAUGCAAGAAUAUUAAUGUAUUCCAAUAAGACCCCAUUUUGUUUGUUGGGUGCAGAUACAGUGACUUUAUUUACUAACGUAUUCCAAACAGAGAGUUUUCAGUUGCCCUUUUUAUCUUGCAGAAUGACACUGCUAUUUUAAUUUUAGCCUAUCGCAGAGCUGAAUACCACAGAAAAUGGACUUCGCACACGUUAUUGAAAUACAUCCCCAUAACUUUGAUCUGUUUUCCCCUCUAACUCUCUGUCUGUAGUGCCUUUCCAAUACAUUGUCAACUGGCCAAUCACAAGAAGCCUCUUGCCUACGUAUAUAUAUCCCAUACAGUUAAACCACACAUCCAUUUAAGUUAUACAUCCCAUACAGUUAAACCACACAUCCAUUUAAGUUCCCAGGGAUCGAUUCUUGGACCUCUGCAAUGUUGAGUUCUGAACAGCUCUGUCUCCCGACUCUUAAGGCCAUAGAUGUGGGUAACAGAAGUCUCACUGUUACUCACCGUGUUCAUUUCAAUGAAUGAUCCUUACUGUUAUGGAGUCAUUACUUAGGUAACAGGUAGCGUGUCUCCCAAUGAAUGAUCCUUACUGUUAUGGAGUCAUACUUAGCAUGUCUCCCAAUGGAUCUUGGUCAUGCAUAUAGAAAAUUAAAUUGGGGUAAGAUAUAGAUUGCGUAUUAAAGCCAAUAAGUGCUUCAUGUAUUCACUAAUCAAUUAUAGUGUUAUAUUGUAAUAUUCUAAUGAAUGUGUGACAGGUCUAUUCUUAAAUCUGACCAAUUUGAAUUGACAAGGUUGCCAUUUUUCCUAUCCACAUAUAAAGCUACUGUAAUAUAUUCUGUGCUGAUUGAGAUGUUUGGGUGGCUGAUUUGUUAAAUAUGGACACGAGAUUUAGCAUAAGUAGCAUGUAGGGGACGUUGAGAAGAAAAAAACUACAAAAUCUCAACUGAAUUGACCAUUACAUGAAAAAGAACAAAGCUGCAGUCAUAUACCCAGAACCCUUUGUUUGGAAUAUUAGUUUAGGAAUAUAUCAAAAACAAUAUUCAGUGUCAAGUAUGUCGACAGUGUUAUGUCAACAAUGAACACAAGUUAAUUGUGAUAUUAGUGGAACUAACAAAUAUCACCGAAAACACGACAUGUUUUUGUACCAGAUGUUACUUGAAAAAAAAGUUGAAGUAGACAUUUUUUAAAUGAUAAAAAGGUUCAGUGUCAAAUCAUAUAAAAGUUUAUACAUUUGUCAUGCAAAUCAUUUUAAAGCGAGAUUAUGGAUAAAAAGUUACUAAUAAUUUGCAUUAAUCCGCCAUAGGGGCAAUCCCAGACUAAUAAUUUACACUGUUAGGGAGUAACUAGUUACAUGUAACGGAGUUAUAUCAUUAAAUUACAAAAUAAAUGUAAUAGUAAUCAUCAGUUAGAAAAAACAUUCUCAAUUAGUUACUAAUCCAAAUGUUGGGGUUGCAUCCGAAUGUAUUAUUUUCGGUAAAAAGCUUCGUAGCUUAUAUAUAGAAUAUCACAUUCAUUCUGUUGCUUUACACCUUUUCGCCGUGUAGACGGGUUCCAUUCAUUUGGCAGCAUACGUUUUUUGAGCGUUGUUUUUGAUUGGUUCUCUUGUUUGAAUUUGCAC
Clupea harengus (Atlantic herring) is the source of this 4873-nucleotide messenger RNA. RefSeq names its product receptor-associated protein of the synapse, 43kD (gene rapsn). The record is from RefSeq and is a predicted model, not a curated record. Gene Ontology annotation, cellular component: plasma membrane; neuromuscular junction. Lineage: Eukaryota; Metazoa; Chordata; Actinopteri; Clupeiformes; Clupeidae. Gene Ontology annotation, biological process: synaptic transmission, cholinergic; positive regulation of neuromuscular synaptic transmission. Gene Ontology annotation, molecular function: acetylcholine receptor binding; protein-membrane adaptor activity.